Saccoglossus kowalevskii is the source of this 2273-nucleotide messenger RNA. Its product is annotated as mirror-image polydactyly gene 1 protein. The record is from RefSeq and is a predicted model, not a curated record. NCBI's taxonomy places the organism in Eukaryota, Metazoa, Hemichordata, Enteropneusta, Harrimaniidae.
AUGGCGGAGAAACAGACGCCAACUGGGCUGGUCGCGGAUACCCUGUCUCCGCACAUUUUAAAAAGCCGAUCUCCGCGAAGAAGUGCCCGAUCAGAUAAAUUGACGCCAGCGGUGCAGAGGAAGUUUGACAAGAUACACGCGAAAGUGGGUGAAACCAAAGAGACAAUCGCCGAUCUGAGGCAACGUUUGGAGUCAAAGGACAGGAACCUGCGCAGAGAGACCGCUAUGCGAAGGGCAGCCGAGAAGAGACAACUGGAUACAUCAGGUAAAUUUGUUGAUCUAUAUGCAGGCUCUGAUCCGUCAGUCAAUGAAGAACUGAAACAAAGGCUAGCACCCGCAUCCCGUCGGCGAGUAAUGAGGGAGAACAGGAAAUCAGGUCAGUCAUACAGACAACAUCCAACCCCAUCACCAUCGGAGGAAGAUGAUCUGGCGUCAUUAGAUGGAGCCGAGCAAGCUGCUGUUCACAGGGAUGGAGUCGGUAGUAGUAGAAAUAAAAGAUCUCAUUCAGAUGAUAGAAAAAAACAUUCCAGAGAUGAUGAAGCCAGCAGCUAUACAAGUGACUACAGUUUUACUGAUGGUGAAUUUUACUCAAGCGAAGAAACUCCGAAAAGUCAUGGUCACCGAAGUCGACGGAAAGGUCACCAUAGUGGGCGCCGUCACCGCCGACACAGCUGUGAUGAUCCACGAGAUAGCCGGUACCUCAUGCCCAUGCCAGCUCCUGUUUUCUACUACCCCAAGCAUUACUAUAAUAGAGGAGGUCCCAUGCAUCAAACAAUCCCUGGUCCGUUUCAUAGUCCACCGGAGGUGAGCCACAUGCACGAUUCCCGAACGUGGCAAAACCAGUCUCCCAACAGAAGCUUCCCAGAAGGGGAGUUCAGACCUCAAGGUGGACCAAUGGAAAGCACUCAGAAGUCCCCAGCCACUGCUGAAUGUUCUCCCGAAAAACCUCACGAAAAGUCCACCCCAAGUGUAAAUGUUAUUCAGGUGUCAGAUUUGGAGACCACACUACCGUUCCUGGUGGAGGAGCUAGAUGCUGCUAAAGAACUCAAUAGAAAGCUCUCAGAACAAUUGAUGGAAGCUGAAAAAGAGAUCCAAAGCUUGAAGAUUGCUAAGAGUUUGUCAGAGGUUUCCAAUGAAGCUGAGAUAAAUGCUAAAAGUGCAGCCCUAAUCGAGGAACUGUACAGAGCAGCUAAAGUGAGGGAGGAGGCGGUGAUGGCCAGGUUACGGCUGGCAAAUGAGGAGAGAGAUGAAGCCAUAUUGAGGCUGAGGAGACUUGAGGAAGCUAGAGACGCUACUGAUUCUUUCACUGAAAUACAUUCCAAAGACGAAGACCUGAAUCCUGUGGAUACGAGUUUAAGUGAAUUAUUGUGCAGACUUACCAAGGCAGAGGGCAGUGAGGACGUCGAUAAGUACGGCCAUGUCAUCAUGAGUAAAAUUGAACUAACUCGAGACAGAAAGAGACGCAUCACGUCUGAAGAGAUGAGAGCAAUUUUAGAUGAGAGAGAUGUCGCUUUGGCUAAGUGUCGGAAACUUGAACAGGAGCUUGCUUUUCUGCGAAAAACCAGUGAAGGAACGUCUUCCAAAAACAAUAAUGAGAUGGCAUUGCGGGCGCAAUUGCAGGCCACUCAGCAAGAGAGAAAUGUCGCGUUGGCGAAAGCCCGAAAACUUGAAGAUGAGCUGCAGACAUUGAGUGUCUAUUACAGUCUUCACAAGUCGUUGUCCCAGGAGCAGAGUCUACGAGAUCAGUUCAACAACACAUUAGGAAGUUUUGAAGAUGAGAUCAAAGUCAGAGACGAGUUUUUAGUGAAAUCACAGAAGGACCAAAACGAUCUGGCUGCGCAUCUCCAGCAGGCCCUGGCUGAAAGAAAUGCAUUAAUGACACAGUAUCAACAGUCCCUCCAGUCUCAGAAAGAAGCUGCGGGAAAAACUGAAAAAUUGGAAAGACUUGUUAAUGUACUACGAAAGAAGCUAGCUGAAGGAACUCCAAAGAUUGUAAGCUGAAGAUGAUGCUGAUUCAAAUAAAAAAAAAAUGAGCAGUGCCUUUUUCGAUGUUGCUGAUGGCAGAACGAUUAGCAGAUUCGAUGUCCAGAGAAUCUCACCUGGCACGGGGAAAACCUCGGGUGGAAUCAUGUUAUGCAUCAAUCAUGUGGGUGAAGUAGUAGAAAAUACCAGCGUGAGUUCCUUUCAAUAUUAAAGUUAUUCAGGAAACAGCAUUUUAAAUUUCAACAGCAUUUUAAAUUUAUGUAAUGAUAUUAAUAUAAUCAUGAAUCUAA